AACUUAUAGGGUUUAUAUCUAAAUAACAACAUGUUUUAUUAAAUUAAACGAAAUCGGUCGGCGAAAUGGCUGUUAUAUUGAAGUAUCUAGUUGCCGGCUUAGUGCGGUUUUGGCUUAUUCAUAUAGAUUAUUGGCAAACGAUAGCAAAUCGAGUUGAAAUAGCUACUCCUCUGAACUCAUGGAAGAGGUUAGUCGAGGGCGUCUACUUAUACGACCACAAUAUAAACCCCUACGAAGGAGACUCGUUCCAUGAGUCGCCUAUAAUGUUGGUGUUCUUCCACUUCCUGAUGAAAAGGGUACCUUUCUUGCUACCGGCAUUUUUUACUAUUCUAGACCUGUUGACAGCGUACUUGCUGUACAAAACUUCUAAGGCAUUUGCGCGGAUUUUUAAAGAGUCCCAAGAGAAUAUGCUGCAUAAUGUUGAGGAAGAAUCGAAGACCAUGUUACUAAAUGAUGCACACCUGAAGGAAGCAUCAGAGUAUGUACUAUCUGUGUAUUUAUUCAAUCCAUACUCAGUGCUCAACUGUGCAGGAAUGACAACAACUGUAAUACAGAACUUCUUGGUAGCUGCUUCAUUGUGGGGUGCUGCAAGUGGAUACAGGAUACUAGCCUGUGCCUUCAUAGCACUAGCCACACACCAAGCACUGUACCCUGUGCUACUGAUAGUGCCCAUUGCGAUUCUCCUGGCAGAUGUGAACAAAGGCUGCAACAAAUGCUCAUACAUUCGUACAUUACUGGUGUUUGUACUGUGUUGGGGUUUCUUGAUCUAUAUCUCUGCACAUAUAAUGGAUGGCUCAUACCAAUAUGUCUACAAUACCUAUGGAUUUAUAUUGACAGUGCCUGACUUGAAGCCAAAUAUCGGGUUAUUCUGGUACUUCUUCACUGAGAUGUUUGAGCAUUUCCGGCUGCUGUUUGUAUGUGCAUUCCAAAUCAAUGCAUUGGCCUUAUAUGUGGUCCCACUGACAUUAAGGUUUAAGAAAGAACCGGUGCUACUUGCAACAGUGCUCAUUGCACUUUCUACUAUAUUCAGAUCGUACCCCUGCAUUGGCGAUGUUGGAUUUUAUUUGGCUUUACUACCAAUGUGGAAGCAUCUGUUCACUUUCAUGCAGCAGAAAUUCAUUGUGGGCUGUGCAUUCAUCAUCACUUCAGCACUUGGACCGACUGUCUGGCACCUUUGGAUCUACUCUGGCUCCGCAAAUGCCAAUUUCUUCUUUGGAGUGACAUUAUCCUUUGCUACAGCUCAAAUAUUUCUUAUAACUGAUUUACUUUUUGCUUAUAUUAAGAGGGAGUUUACUCUUAAACAUGGGUCAUCUCGUCUACUGGAUGGAAAACCGGCCAAAUUAGUACUUCGAUAAUGUUUUGUGUCAAUUUUCCAAAUAAGACAAAGAAACUGUGUAUAAAUUGCAUUUAUCAGACUUCAUUAGGGUCUACUGAGUCACAGAACAAAAUGUUUCGUUACCUAAGCUUGCUGUACAUACUUGUUUUAGCAGAAUAAUAUAUUAUGCUACAUACUGAAGAAUAUUUUGUCAUAAUAAUGAAAAUUUGGUAGGUAACUGAAAUUGUUUUAUACAUUUUUUUAAUGUGUAGGCUUUUGGUUGUGCCACCACAAGUAUUGUUUUUUUUAGAAUGUGUGUGUUCAAGUAAUUUAUGUAUUUUUUUAUCAUUUUAUCAAGGACAAAAACAGUUAAUUUAGUUAUGUUUUGUAAAUAAUGUGGUGAUUAAAAUUUUUUAAUGAAAUCCCUGCUAUUUAAUUCUAAUUAUAAAUUAAAUGUAAUUAAAUUAGAUAUUAUAGCAACUGUGUUGCUGACAACCAUUAUGUAUUAUGAGGCAUGACUGUGAAUUUAGGUUUGUAAUGGCUCGUGCACAGACUUGGUGUCAAUAGAAAUAAAUAUUUUUGUAAAACAA
Pectinophora gossypiella (pink bollworm) is the source of this 1905-nucleotide messenger RNA. RefSeq names its product phosphatidylinositol glycan anchor biosynthesis class U protein (gene PIG-U). NCBI's taxonomy places the organism in Eukaryota, Metazoa, Arthropoda, Insecta, Lepidoptera, Gelechiidae. Gene Ontology annotation, biological process: attachment of GPI anchor to protein; protein localization to cell surface. The transcript has 3 exons. Gene Ontology annotation, cellular component: GPI-anchor transamidase complex; membrane. The coding region runs from base 66 to 1355 and encodes 429 amino acids. The record is from RefSeq and is a predicted model, not a curated record.